AUGGUCGCAAUCCUCCCAGACGAAGUCCUUGACAUCAAGAUCUAUCCCCCACCACCCACAACCGUAAUCCACGGCCUCGACGGUACCAACAAGCUCGAUCUCAUCGCCUCCGUCCUUGCUGCCCGCAGGCUUCCCCACGCGAUCGUCAAAUGUCGAGAAUGUCUGUCGCAGCGACAUCUCCUGUCCAAGAUCUUCACCAGCUGUGCGAGAGCACUGGAUCGGGCGGAGGCGAUUGAGUCGUAUGAGAGGGUUGAGAACAUCAAUGGGCUGCUCGUGAACCUCGAGAGGCUGUGUAGGAGUGUAGACAAACGGCAUGUCGUACUUGUGCUGGAUGCGGUGGACGAGUUAAGGGGAGCAGGGGGAACGUUGUUGGCUGCGCUGGCGAGGCUGGGUGAUUUGAUCCCAACCCUCUCCCUCAUCCUAACCACAACCUCCCCACGCCCCCUCCCCCUUCAUCGCUCAGGAGUCCCCUACAUCCACUUCCCACCAUACACGCGCUCCGAAGCCGUGAUCAUCGUCACCACUAGCAUACCCGACGACAAGCUCAUCCCACCCCGCCUCGCUCCCAACCUCAACAUCGCCCAACCCAUCAAGGAUUCUCUCCACAAGAUCUACACGCAAUUCGCAAUCACGGUCUACGACGCCCUCAUCGCACCUACAAGCACGCACUCGCUAGCGGUCUUCCGGCAGUGUUUGGAGAAAUUGUGGCCGCGGUUCAUAUGGCCGGCUUUGGAUGGGGAGGUGCUGCCUGUGAAUAGUAGGAAUAAGAAGGGCAAGGACACGAAGUGGGACUUCGCGAGACUAUUGGUGCGAAAUCGCGGCUUGUUAAGUGGCAAAGCCGUUGAGCAGGUACUGUUGGACACGCUUGAGCGCGACCGAAGUGAGGGAUGGAGUUUCGACGAUCUACAGCGAGAGUCCUCGCAGAAGAGGCAGCAGAAGGAGAGACAGUCGCAAGCGCAGGAAGCAUUGCAGCUCUUGUCUGAUCCGAACGUGGCGGCGACUGACGUCGCUGCGUUACCUGCCGGCUCGGUCGCAUCGCUGGCGCAGAAGCAUCUCCUAACGCCCCUCAUAGCCCUCCUCCUUCUAGCAACCCACCUCGCCAGCACGACGCCCUCAAAACACGACAUCCUCCUCUUCUCCCGCCUGUCCAAUACCUCCGCCAAACACCGUAAGAUCCGCUACAUCAAGCGUGGGAACCCAGGUUCUACUCCCAAGAAGGCGAAUGAGGACGGCAGAAGAAAAGACAAGACGAAACGAGCAGGACCUAGGGCGGUAGGGCUGGAGCGGGUGCUUGCUUUGGCAAGGGCGGUGAGUGGUGAAGUACUGACUGAGAAGGGGCACAAGGGAUGGAGUGAUGCUGCCAUGGGGGCGAUGGGGGAGUUGGAAAGGAUGCGGCUCGUUAGGCGCGAUGACGCACCCAGACAAUGGGCGGUGGAGGAGAUGGGGCAGGAGAAAGUGGUAUGGUGA
Cyphellophora attinorum is the source of this 1467-nucleotide messenger RNA. RefSeq lists its product as uncharacterized. Gene Ontology annotation, cellular component: nuclear origin of replication recognition complex; nucleus. The transcript is spliced from 3 exons. Gene Ontology annotation, biological process: DNA replication initiation; DNA replication. Gene Ontology annotation, molecular function: DNA replication origin binding. The coding region runs from base 1 to 1467 and encodes 488 amino acids. The record is from RefSeq and is a predicted model, not a curated record. Lineage: Eukaryota; Fungi; Ascomycota; Eurotiomycetes; Chaetothyriales; Cyphellophoraceae.